Colletotrichum destructivum is the source of this 542-nucleotide messenger RNA. RefSeq lists its product as uncharacterized. NCBI's taxonomy places the organism in Eukaryota, Fungi, Ascomycota, Sordariomycetes, Glomerellales, Glomerellaceae. The record is from RefSeq and is a predicted model, not a curated record. Bases 129 to 482 code for a protein of 117 amino acids. The transcript has a single exon.
ACAGACCGCACAGCUUCAGACUAUCCACGCAUCGAAUAGCAAUACGACAUCGCCAAUCGUCAAGCAACAUUCAAUCACACGCACUCCUCAUAUAGAGAUUUCCGCUUCUACAAACACACACACACACGAUGGCUUCCAACAUCAUCCGCCAAAGAGUGCUGUCCUCGCUCUCACACACGGCUCGCUCGGCGCCAAUGGCCGCGCGCGCGACCGCCACGCCGUCGACACGGCGUUUCCUGAGCGAAAAGCCCGGCCUGGCGUCGACGGACAUCAGGGACAUCGCCGACGCCAGGAAGACGAACCCGCCGCAGCCCAAGAUCUCCAACGCCAGCGUGGGCGACGAGAAGCUCACCGACGAGCAGCAGCGCGAGGUGGACGAGCACAACGAGGACUUUGAGAAGAAGCACGACACCGCCGCGCCGGCCGGGAAGGACAAGGUGGACAAGAAGUUCUGGACUAAGCGGGGCGGCAGCGGCGCAUGAAGGGUUGUCGGGCUAGAUGGAUGGACGACGGAAGCCGAGGACGAACGAUCGCGUGCUGAU